GAUACAUUCGAAGUGAGUAGACACAAAAAUGGAGGAAUUCGAUGGUAUAUACAGGGAGUCAACCUUAGGCAAAGCACUGGAAGAUACCUUGCGGGAAAUGGAAGAAGCCGGGCGUGUUAAUUCAGGAUUAAUGAUUAAAGUCUUAGAACAAUUCGACAAAAGUAUGGCUAUCAUUCUGCCAGAAAUUACCAAGUCGCAGUUGGUCUUGAGUAAUGGAACCUGUGCUUCCUUUAAUAUACGGGAAGACCGGUCUAUAUUUCAACUUAAGAAUGUUGUGGUCACGGAAUGCGGCGAGGAAGUUACAUCAGCAGAGAAAAUUAGUCUAAUUGCUGUUCCAUCUAAGAAAGCUCUAGAGGAGCGGCGCAAGAAGACUCGUGGGCGUAAACGAACAAAACAAUAAUUGAUUCGAAUACGAAU
Messenger RNA from Teleopsis dalmanni, 417 nucleotides. RefSeq names its product transcription initiation factor IIA subunit 2-like. Gene Ontology annotation, cellular component: transcription factor TFIIA complex. Gene Ontology annotation, molecular function: TBP-class protein binding; RNA polymerase II general transcription initiation factor activity. The coding region runs from base 29 to 400 and encodes 123 amino acids. The record is from RefSeq and is a predicted model, not a curated record. NCBI's taxonomy places the organism in Eukaryota, Metazoa, Arthropoda, Insecta, Diptera, Diopsidae. The transcript is spliced from 2 exons. Gene Ontology annotation, biological process: transcription initiation at RNA polymerase II promoter; RNA polymerase II preinitiation complex assembly.